AUGGAAGCUCUGUUACUGGCUUUACUUAUGCUUUUCUCACUUUCCAUAUCAAACACGUCCCUGGCAAAGAAUUUAGUUUCUAAAACACAAUCCCUUAAAUCUGGGGAUACCCUCGUCUCCAAAGGCGGAAUCUUUGAGAUGGGAUUUUUUAGCCCGACCAAUUCCUUAAACAGUUAUAUAGGCAUAUGGUACAGACAAGAUCCUAAGAAGACAGUGGUUUGGGUUGCAAGCAGAGAUCAUCCACUCACAAACACAUCUUCAGCAGCCUUGAAGAUCACCCUGGAAGGCCAACUCGCACUUGUAGCAGACAAUCAGUCUGUUUGGCAUGCAAAGUCAUCAAGAUCAGUGCAGAAUCCAGUUGCAGAGUUGCUGAAUUCUGGGAAUUUUGUGGUUAGAGAAGCAGAUGAUGAAAGCCCGGAGAAUUUCCUCUGGCAAAGUUUUGAUUAUCCCACGGAUCAUUACUUACCCGGAAUGAAAAUAGGAUGGAAUUUCCAGACUGGUCAUGAGGUUUUCAUCACAUCUUGGAAGAGCCAAGACGAUCCAGCUUCGGGGCAAUACACAUUUCACCUGGAUCCUACAGGGUAUCCACAAGUUGUGAUCAAGAAAGGACCGACCAAGAUUUAUGCCUCGGGGCCAUGGACUAAUUUGAGCUCAAUUCAAUCAGGAGGAAAGGACAGCAUUUUACCAUAUUGGCUAGUUAGGAAUAAAAGGGAGGUUUACAUGACAUAUGGUCUCAGUAAGGCCAUAAGUUCUUUAAGAUUUGUGCUUACCAGUAAUGGUCUUGUCAAAGGAUUUGUGUGGGAAGAUCAGACCAAAGAAUGGGAUAGUUUUUCAACGGCAUCAUUGGAUAAUUGUGACGCCUAUGGUGUUUGUGGGGGAAAUGGUUUCUGCAACGUGGAUGGUUUUCCUACUUGUGGGUGUUUGGAAAAGUUUGUGCCUAAUAACAAUGCCUCUGAGAAUUUGUCAUCACUGGGAUGCCAUAGGAGAAAGCCACUUAGCUGCCUGGUUGGGCCUUCAUCGGAUGGAUUCCAAAUCUAUUCUGGAAUCAAAUUGCCAGACACAAACAACUCUUGGUUUAACGAGUCUGUGAUUAAUCUGCAAGAGUGUGAACAAAUUUGCUUGAGGAAUUGUUCGUGCACCGCCUAUUCGAUUCUCAGCAAAAGAAAUGGAGGGAUUGGGUGUUUGAUUUGGUUUGGAGAUUUGAUUGGUAUUAGAUCAGUGUCUCCCAACCAGCAAGACAUGUACAUAUACAUCAGACUCGCUUCUUCAGAAGUAACAACAGGUCCAAAUCAUUCAAGCUCAAUGGGGAGGAAGACCAAAAUCAUUGUGCUUUGUUUGUUGCUGCCGGUUGUAAUAGUUCUUCUAGGGGUGUUGCUUUCUUGGUAUUUUUGCAGGAAUAAAAAGACAGAACAAAGGUUGGAGGAAGAAUUAGAGCUACCCAUGUUCGACUGGUCGACAAUGAUAAGAGCUACGAAUAACUUUUCAAACAAGAUAGGACAGGGUGGAUUUGGGGUAGUGUACAAGGGUGUUCUUGAUGGGGGAGAAGAAAUAGCUGUGAAGAGGCUAUCAAAAAAUUCUGUACAAGGACUACGAGAAUUUAAGAAUGAAGUCAGUUGUAUCGCCAAAUUACAACAUCGGAAUCUUGUGAAGCUUCUGGGGUGUUGCAUUAGUGGAGAAGAAAAGAUGUUGAUUUAUGAAUACAUGCCUAACAAAAGUUUGGACUUUUUCAUAUUUGAUCAAACAAGGAAAAAGUUGCUUGAUUGGUCAAAACGCUUCAACAUAAUUAAUGGAAUUGCGAGAGGAUUAUUGUAUCUCCAUCAAGAUUCUCGACUAAGAAUAAUCCAUAGAGAUCUCAAAGCAAGCAAUGUUUUGCUUGAUACUGAUUUGAACCCAAAGAUAUCAGAUUUUGGCUUGGCUAGAAGUAUAGUAGGAAAUGCAACCGGAGAUAACACAAAACGAGUUGCUGGAACACAUGGGUAUAUGUCUCCAGAAUAUGCCGGGCAUGGAAUCUUCUCCGUUAAAUCGGAUGUGUUUAGCUUUGGCAUUUCAGUACUUGAAAUAGUCAGUGGUAGGAGAAAUAAUGAGUUUAUCAAUGAAGAUCAAUACGUGACUCUUCCUGAACAUGCAUGGAAGCUUUAUAGAGAAGGAAAAUCAAUUGAACUGGCUGAUGAGCAUAUAGCUGGUUCAUAUGAUGUAGUUCAAGUGCUAAGGUCUAUCCAUAUCGGCCUUCUAUGUGUGCAACAAUCUCCAGAUGAUAGACCAGACAUGUCCUCUGUAGUUCAAAUGUUGGUUAAUGAUUUUGCAUUGCCUCGAGCUAAAGAGCCUGGCUUCUUUUUUGGCAAGGAAUAUCCUUCAGACACACAUUCAAAAAGUUCCCAAAAUGAAGUUACUAUUACGACGUUGAGUCCUCGUUGAAUGUAUAAUUUAGAUUUAUUUUAAAUUCAGUACAGAAAAAACUUAGAUAGUACGUAAAAGAUAUCCUAUGUUAGAUCAAUUGAUUCUCUUAUGAAUUUGAUUUGAAGUGCAGACAUCAAUAAGAAAUGUGAACAUUAUUUUUUGUAUA
Ipomoea triloba (trilobed morning glory) is the source of this 2563-nucleotide messenger RNA. Its product is annotated as G-type lectin S-receptor-like serine/threonine-protein kinase At4g27290. The transcript is spliced from 6 exons. Lineage: Eukaryota; Viridiplantae; Streptophyta; Magnoliopsida; Solanales; Convolvulaceae. Gene Ontology annotation, biological process: protein phosphorylation; recognition of pollen. Gene Ontology annotation, molecular function: protein serine/threonine kinase activity; ATP binding. Bases 1 to 2415 code for a protein of 804 amino acids. The record is from RefSeq and is a predicted model, not a curated record.